UUCCAGACUGUGAAGGGGAACUCUCAGAUUGACGGGUUUUAAUUAGUGGAAAUGGGACGACAAAGCCCGAGCCGGCUCUUUGCUGAAGGGCAACCUUCAUCCAGCCAAACUGUUCCAGAGAGCUAGAAUGUGGAGCGAAGGGGUUUAACCUAAAUCUCAGCUCCCAAUCCAGUCCGCGUUGCUUUUCCUGUGAGYGAGCUGACAGUGCUCUCCUCCUUUGUCCCAUAAUUACCCCCCUUUUUUCAGUGUGCAUUGUUGGUCGCUGUCUGCGUCGGUCCUCUUCUUUGUUUGCCCUCCUUAUUAUUUAUCUUCUCGGUCUCUCKUGUGCCCUGCACUUAGAUUAAAAUAGAUUAAUCAGGGAUUAGGUGGUAAAAUCAUUGAGGGGACGGAUGUGUUGAAUGACAACUUGCAGUGUGCACCGAUGAGCUGUUGCACAGAGCCACUUAUAACAGCUUGGACYAGUUUAUUUUUCAUAUAGAUGCGGUGUGUGUGUCUGUGUGUGUGUCUGUGUGCACCAGAGCGUACAGUGUUUGCCGUGUGUGAAAAGUGAUGCUAUGCUGAGGCGUGGCAGCGAUGACGGAUGUGGAGGCGACCUACGAGGACUUCAUCGCGUCUGGACGAUCCGGCCGCAGGAACGCCAUCCAUGAUCUUCCAGGAAGCGCAGGAGCGCCGGGGGCCGCCGACCUGUCGGAGACCCUGGCUCAGCUCAACAUCAACAAAUCUGAAGAGGAGGAUGCAGAGAAAAGCCAGGACUCUCCAGAGAAAGAAAAGGAAACCCAAGCUGAAGGCUCCUAAGCAGCGUGUAUGAACUGUGAGCGAGCCCUGAACACCGGAGCCUCGAACCCUCCACUGCCACCAUCACAUCAGCAGCACAGUCUCCUGUACUGUACCACGAUUCGUUGCUUUUUUUGUGGCUGUCGGAUGGGAUGUAAUGAGGGAACGACUGAAACCAGUCCUGUUUGGGUCUGAGUGGACAGGAACAAGGGGAGGAAAGAAGGGGAAGAACAGAACAACUGAAGGUUUAUUUCUGAGGCAGGCUAAUGUCCCCCUCCUCCCUCCUUCCGUCCCCCAAUCAGAACCAAUGUAGUUCAAACUUUUUCACGGGAUCAAGGAAAGUCGUUGUUGCGGACGUCACCUGUUGCAAAAAAAAAGUUCUCCUUUUGACUACGCACCCUGCUGACUGUUACCUUUGUGUUUUUGUAUUUUUCUCACUGAUUUGCUGCAGAUUUCUUCACUCCAAGUUCUAGUUCAAUUAUUUUUUGGCGUGUCACCUUUUUUUAUUUUUAAGUGUUAAAAGCUGUGACGUUUAAUUUUACACAUUUAUAUAAAGGUUUUUCUUACCUUGUGAACAUUUUCAAAUGUAGCCCACCCAGCCAGCAUUAGCAGAUUAACACUUUGCAUGUUAUAACUUUAUUAGUUUUUGAAAGGGACACUUUACGUUAUUGCACCUAAAUUCUGUCCAUCUUUGAAUUUCCUGUGACGGUGUAACGAGGGAAGUCCUGGUUCUCCUUUAACACACCACAACUGGUCAUAUUUUGGUGUGUGUGUGUGUGUGUUGUCUAGUGGAUUUUAGUGGAGGGGAAACAGCCAUCGUCUGCUGGAAAUGGAAAAAAAUUGCACUACUGGUAGCACUCAAGUGUCAACCCUUUUUGUAUGAGUUAUAAUUUAUUAUUAUUAUUUAUUACACGUGAGAUUUGUUUAUGUACCUGUUGUCUGUUUAAAGAACCUUCAUAGUGAAKAACUAAUUUUAGUACUAUAAAUGUAAUCUGCCUUGUUUUGCUACACAAAUAUCUUUGUUAAAUUUGUUCUCUAAAACAUGACAUGUUUGUGUAACUGAUUAUUGUUUAUUUCUCUUGUUCUUUUUGAAAGUGAUAAAAAGAGCUAUWGGCAUCUUUUUUCAGAGUAUUUAGAUAAAAAUGCUAACAUUUUGUACAGUAACUUGGGUGUAGUGUUUUUUUUUUUCUUCUUUGACCAGCACUGUUGUGGGUGACAAAUGGCACUAAUCCUCAUGUUGUAUUUUCUUUAGUAACUCAGGCACUUCUUACAUCAUGAGUCAUGUCACUGUGGUUUCAGAUGUUUUCCAUUUGAUGUGCAAAUAAAUUUUGCUGGUGUUUAAA
Messenger RNA from Austrofundulus limnaeus, 2117 nucleotides. It is a transcript of the gene pkia, whose product is annotated as cAMP-dependent protein kinase inhibitor alpha. NCBI's taxonomy places the organism in Eukaryota, Metazoa, Chordata, Actinopteri, Cyprinodontiformes, Rivulidae. The record is from RefSeq and is a predicted model, not a curated record. The transcript is spliced from 2 exons. Gene Ontology annotation, molecular function: cAMP-dependent protein kinase inhibitor activity. Gene Ontology annotation, biological process: negative regulation of protein kinase activity. The coding region runs from base 574 to 795 and encodes 73 amino acids.